Molecule: messenger RNA, 1152 nt
Organism: Clarias gariepinus (North African catfish)
Lineage: Eukaryota; Metazoa; Chordata; Actinopteri; Siluriformes; Clariidae
Gene: fbxo2
Product: F-box protein 2
Exons: 6
Coding region: 124-654 (176 amino acids)
Biological process (GO): glycoprotein catabolic process; SCF-dependent proteasomal ubiquitin-dependent protein catabolic process
Cellular component (GO): cytoplasm; SCF ubiquitin ligase complex
Molecular function (GO): ubiquitin protein ligase activity
Source: RefSeq, a predicted model, not a curated record
GACACUGCACUGUUGUGCCCUGGUGUGUGUGAGAUCUCAUACCCAUAGGCGUAGGGCAGUUGCUGAGUCAGUGUGUGAGAAGGUUCUUCACCUCCUGUGUGAACUUGCUAAUUAACAACCAAAAUGGCAAGAAAUAUUCUCAGAAAUCCAAAUGGAGAUGAGGGGUUUAAAUUCUGGGAGUUGACGGAGAACGGUGGAAAUGAGUGGCACGUGGAAGACAUGCCCGGAGACUGUGGACAUGACUUCAUCAAUAAUGCUGUAACCAAAUACUUCACCACCUCCUUUGAACUGUGUCUUAAGAAACAGGUGAUUGAUCUGGUGGCAGAAGGCUACGAUCCUGGUGACUUGGACAGUCAGCCCGCUGUCACAAUUGAGGACUGGUUUUGUAGCCGAACAGAUUGUGGUUGUAUGUACCAGUUGUCUGUGUCACUCUUGAAUGAGAAAGAAGAGGUGCUGCAGGAAUACAAGCCUGACAUGGUGAUUCUCGACCCAGACAGUGAUGACUGCUCUUGGAGACAGAUGACCAAGAUAUUUACUGAUUAUGGCCCAGGUUUGCGCUUCAUCUCUUUCGAGCAUGGUGGAAACGACACUAAAUACUGGAACGGCUGGUUUGGCGUAAGAGUGACUGGGAGCGCCGUCACUAUAGACCUUUAAAAGAUAAUACCUGAGACACAUGGAAAAUCAUACAGAUCUGAUAUUAGCCUAACCCUGCUCUAGAAAAACAGUUCUCAAAGCUGUUUACAUCAGACUUUUCCAUAACCUGUCUCAUAAAUGACAACAUUUCCAUUUAACAAGCUUACUGAAAUCGUGAUCAUUAUCAGACUGUGUUUUUGAGCUCCUGUAGCUUCAAGUUUUGCCUGGGUGCACAAAGUUUGAGAACUGCUGAUCAAGAUUUUAUUUUGCAACAAAUCUAUUAUAGUCACUUAAGGCACUUUAAGCAUUCUGGAUAAACACACAGGAUCAGGCUUUUAUGUGGGGUUCUUUCCUGCGUUGAUCCUUGUCUAAACCUGAAGUAUAUAUGCAUUGUAAAUUGUAGAAAAGGAUAGAUGCUUUAUUCUUAUUACUGCUGCUCAUGUACAUGUGUCUUCUAACAGCUACCUUGACUCUUAUAGCCACUAAUAACAAUAAUAAUAAAACAAACCAAAAAAAUGA